Lutra lutra (Eurasian river otter) is the source of this 1434-nucleotide messenger RNA. RefSeq names its product sulfiredoxin 1 (gene SRXN1). The record is from RefSeq and is a predicted model, not a curated record. The coding region runs from base 170 to 589 and encodes 139 amino acids. Gene Ontology annotation, biological process: cellular response to oxidative stress. Gene Ontology annotation, cellular component: cytoplasm. NCBI's taxonomy places the organism in Eukaryota, Metazoa, Chordata, Mammalia, Carnivora, Mustelidae. The transcript has 2 exons. Gene Ontology annotation, molecular function: sulfiredoxin activity.
AGGCCGCGGGGAGCGCGGGGCAGGACCACUCCCGGGUGGAGGAGACGCGCGCUCGCCCCGGCUGCCGCCCCCGCCGCCUGCGCGGAGUGGUACGGCCCGGCCCGGGUUAAAGCUCGCGGGCGGCGCGGCGGCGGCGGCGGUGGCGGCGGCAGCUGGCGGCGGAGGAGCAAUGGGGCUGCGCGCGGGAGGAGCACUGGGCAGGGCCGGGGCCGGGAUCGGCCGAGGGGCGCCUGGGGGACUCGGGCCCAGCGGCGGCGCGCAGGGCGGCAGCAUCCAUUCGGGCUGCAUCGUCGCGGUGCACAACGUGCCGCUGAGCGUGCUCAUCCGGCCGCUGCCGUCCGUGCUGGACCCGGCCAAGGUGCAGAGCCUCGUGGACACGAUCCGGGAGGAUCCAGACAGUGUCCCGCCUAUUGACGUCCUCUGGAUCAAAGGGGCCCAGGGCGGUGACUACUUCUACUCCUUCGGGGGCUGCCACCGCUAUGCAGCCUACCAGCAGCUGCAGCGAGAGACCAUCCCUGCCAAACUUGUCCAGUCCACCCUCUCGGACCUCAGGGUGUACCUGGGCGCAUCUACCCCGGACUUACAAUAGUGGCCUCCUAGGCACCACCCGACACUCCUAAGAGCCCAGAAGACACACCCAGCCUCUGGGGAGGCUGGACCAUGCAGGAAGCAGUCAGGGGCGCCUUCUCUGUGCCCAGGGGGAGGUCUGACUCUGAGCACCUGUUUCACGAGCUGCAAGACCUUGGACUCGUUCCUGAACCAUGUGGGAGCCCCAGAUCCCACUGCUGUGGAAAUGGGGUCCUGUCUUUGCCCUCGAGGUAUUCUUGAGAGAAUGAAAAGGAAAAGAAGAUGGGUUUGGAGAGCCACCUGUUGUUCCUGGCUCCAGAUUCCUGAGGACAAGGCUCCUAUGUUUUCAUCCGUGUAUUUCCCAUUAUGUGGAACACGUUCAGCCACAAGUAAGGGAAAGCCUAGGUUACAGUGGCUUAAACAAAGAGAAUUCUGGAGACAGGUGGUAUUGGUUCUGUACCACCAGCGAAGGCAGGGCUCAUAUCUCUGAUUCCUUUUGGUCUUCCCCCUCGUUGCUUGUUACUUCAUGGUCCAAGAUGGCUGCUAUGCCUCCAGGAAUCCUGGAUGUGUUCAAGGAAGAAAGGUGUGGGGACUGGGGGGGGGGGGGGGGGUGGAGAAUGGCCAAGCCAGUUGUCGACGUCUAUCAGGAAGUCAGUCCUUUCUCAAAAGAGCUGUUUCCUGUUCUGUCCCCCUGCAUAUUUCUACUUAGGUCUCCUUGGCCCAGACCAGUCAUUGCCACCCCUGGCUGCAAAGAAAGCUAAGAUGGUAGGGAACAGAAUUGUUAUAAUUAGUAGACCAUUCAUCUCCUGGGACUGACACACCACUUCCUAAAAUAAAAUUGGAAUCCCACUACCAAGAGAGAAAUAA